This is a messenger RNA of Rhea pennata, 1501 nucleotides long. RefSeq names its product integrin subunit beta 3 binding protein (gene ITGB3BP). Gene Ontology annotation, biological process: regulation of DNA-templated transcription; CENP-A containing chromatin assembly. The record is from RefSeq and is a predicted model, not a curated record. NCBI's taxonomy places the organism in Eukaryota, Metazoa, Chordata, Aves, Rheiformes, Rheidae. Gene Ontology annotation, cellular component: nucleoplasm. Bases 81 to 629 code for a protein of 182 amino acids. The transcript is spliced from 9 exons.
CGCCGUUUCCAGCCGGCGGCGUUUGGCCGGUGCACGGCGGCAGCGCUAGGCGGGAGAUCCGCAAGGCUCAAGGCGCCGCUAUGUCAGUUAAGAGAGCACUCAAGUUGGACGCUGUUAAAAAAGAUAAUCCAUCUGAAGCAACACCUUUGAAGACCAAAAAGAAGAAUCUAGAUUCUUACUCACCGACAACAGGAACAUGCCAAAUGAGUCCGUUUUCAUCUCCCACAAGUCAUAAUGUACAAAACUUCAGAAAUGGCCUAUCAAAUGGAGUUGGAACUGAGCAGAAUGAUUCAGAAAUCCGAUUAUCCAGAAGAGGGCAGCCUCAAACAGAGGAGAAGGAAGCGUUCAUGGAAUUGCAGUCCAAAGUUAAAAAUUCGUUGGAUAGAAUUCUGAAAAUAAGAGAGAAUCUGACAAGCCUACAGGCUUUAGAGGGCAGUAGAGAGCUUGAAAAUAUUAUUGGUGUCUCAGACUUGUCUUGCGUCUUGAGUGCUGAAAUGCAGAAAAUGCAAGUGCUAAUGAGUCAUGCAGAAGAACUACAGCUGUUGAAAGGAAACCAUGGGAAACUUCCUACCCAAGAGUAUGUUCAGACUGCUAGUAGCGCUGCAUUCCUUAAGUUGCUCCUUGAUUGAGGCAUCGUGUGAAAAAUGCAUUCCGCAUCAACCCAAACUUCUACAUCUGCUUGAUUGUACUUAAAAGGAGAGAAGAAAUGAGUGUAAACUUAUCUCCCCAGCAAAUACCAGUUAGGGAUUGCUCAUUGCACUAGGCAGGUGCACAUCUAGAUAAAAUUUCUGGUAUCUAUUUAAACUUAACAGUGUGCACAACCAGAUAAUCUCAAUGUAAAUAAUACAUUUCUUCAUGUUGCUUUAUCCAAGUGCAGGACUAAAUGCUGAUUUCAAUUUACUACUUUUUUUGGUAUGCUCUUACUUCAAAUAUAUAAUACUUGUAUGCUGCAUGAACAUUGGUUCCCAGGCCUUCAGCAAGAGAUGUUAAGAUUUCACAGGAAUAACAUGUUGUGGAAAAUGGUUGUUUUCAGGAUUAGAGGGGACAAUGACAACUUCAUUGAAUAAAUUUAUUAUUCUACCAAAAAGCUAGCAAAAUAUGAGUUAAAAGAGUGUAUGUGAUUGUAAUAAAAAGAUACAGGAAGCUCUAGUGUGAGGGGUUAAUCAGAUUACUGACCGGAACUUGUUUAUAAACAGGCAGUCUGUCUAAGCAGGCUAUUACAAUUAGGGACGUUUUAAUCUAUGGCAAUGUUUCCACCAAAAUCAAACCAACUAUAACAGACUGCAGUUUCUUUUAUGAUUUAGGGACAUGCAAUAUGAAUACACAAAACUGAACUUUUUUUUUUUUUUGCAACUACUACAAACUAGGGUUAAUCAGAUAAACUGAUUUUUAGAACUAAAGUUCUAGGAAUCAAAAUGAUAAAUGUGUUCAAGUGUGUGCUUAAACAUGUACGUACUCAAGUUUUGAGCCUUCUUAUUAAUAAAAAUAUUUUUCCACUUUA